UUGUUUUUACUAGGUUUCCGGCGGACUUCGCUAACAGUGCACCGGAAUAAUUGUGAGUGGUUGAGGAGACGCGGCUGUGGACUAGCAGUCGGUGCCCAAAGACGUCUCGGUAUUGUCGGGUAGUGAGGAGAGCGGAGACCAUGGCUUCUACCGACUUCCGGACUGAUGUGGACCUUGCAUGUAGGGCUGCUGAAGAGUUUGUAAGUCUGUAUUAUGAAACCAUCGACAAGAGGAGAAGGCAACUCACAAAACUGUACAUGGAUACUGCGACUUUGGUUUGGAAUGGCAACCCAAUUUCUGGACAGAAUGCUCUUAUAGAAUUUUUUGAAAUGUUACCGUCAAGCGAAUUUUCAGUGAAUAUGUUUGACUGUCAGCCAGUGCACGAACAGGCCACUCAAGGGCAGAAGACUGUGUUGGUGGUUGCACAUGGAUCUGUGAAAUUUGAAGGGAAUAAACAUCACUAUUUCAAUCAGAUUUUCCUCCUGACACUGCACACAACACCAACUAACAGCGUGUGGAAGAUUGCAAGCGACUGCUUUCGCUUUCAGGAUUGUGCCAGCUCAUAGAUUCAUGCAGUACGACUAGGAGCAUCGGAACUGGACCUGAUUCAUGAGGAGGGCAUAGUCAGCUGGAAAGAAGACAGAAAUGGGGGGGAUCUUUUUCUUUCUACUUUGAAAACUGAAAGUUUAGCCUUUUAUGGCUAAAUGUGCCCAACAUUAUUUGACUGUAUUUUUUAUAUUCCCCAUUGUUACUGUUUGUCCAUAGUGUGAAUAUUUGUUUUCUUUACGAAUCCAAGACUGUCUAAAAUUUUGUAACAAUGAAUAUAUUUCCUUACUAAUGUAGUAAUUCUAAAGUCUUUAGAAAGGAAGCUAUAAAUGAAGAUGCUGGACAGGGCCAACAAUUUCUACUAUACAUGUGACUUUUCCGUCUUAAUUUAUGUCUAGAGAGAGGGAGGAAGGCGCCUCAUGUGCGGGAUCAGCAGAUCUUGUUAGUGGGGGUGGGGGACGGUAAUUCCCAAACCGCUUACCAAAGUUGGUUGUGCUCCCACACACAACAAGGUAAAGUGCAGAAGAAAUGUAAAAGAAGGUCCACUGCAGCCCUCCUGGGUAAAAGUAAAAUCAAAACCGAAUGACCAUGGAUUCAGGAGUUUGUCUGGCGCAGAGAGGAACCAUCAGGAAGCCAAG
Molecule: messenger RNA, 1184 nt
Organism: Hyla sarda
Lineage: Eukaryota; Metazoa; Chordata; Amphibia; Anura; Hylidae
Gene: NXT2
Product: nuclear transport factor 2 like export factor 2
Exons: 4
Coding region: 141-566 (141 amino acids)
Biological process (GO): protein import into nucleus
Cellular component (GO): nuclear pore central transport channel
Source: RefSeq, a predicted model, not a curated record